Ostertagia ostertagi is the source of this 1119-nucleotide messenger RNA. The record is from the annotation of a GenBank genome assembly. Lineage: Eukaryota; Metazoa; Nematoda; Chromadorea; Rhabditida; Trichostrongylidae.
AUGGGGCGAAAUGUAGCCGCUCGAGGGCUAGAAAACGACACCAUUGCUGACCAUGUAGUGCUGUAUCAACAUCAGCGUCGUUUAAUUAGAGAGCGUUUACGCGCUAAAGAUGAACAGCUGGCAGCAAUGGAAGCAGACAGAAUGCGUACACUAGAGAGAUGUAAGGAGCUGCAGAGGGCCCUCAUGGACGUGCUUGCACGUACUGGGGCGUUAAAGGAAUAUGAGGUCAGAGAUCGACCGCAUUCGAACCAUGCAAAACGACCGAAGAAGAAAGUUGCACGAUCAUACAGCCACAGCACAGUAGACGAGUUUAGUGGAGAUGAGGAUGUGAUUGUGAACGGUUCAGAUAUGGAGGUACCUCCCAGAUCGUCUCUGGGUUCUGAGGACGAGAAUGCAUUGAGCGAAGAAGGUCGAAGUGAAUCCGUGGAACCUGUGGAAAUCGGUGGGCCAUCAGUGAUGCAGAAAACACAGCGAUCGGUAACGCCAAAUUCCGUACCUGAGACUGAUGCGGCAGUGCGAAGAAUCUUGCAAAUUAUUACGGAUAUCAGUAAGCCGCCUCAUCCAACUGCUGCGGACAAUCUGCACUGCACUCAAUGCAUUGGUGAAAUUCAGACAUUGGCCAGUGCAAUGACGGUAGCAGUUCUCCAUCGGCCGUGGAAUAUCUAUGAGCGACUCUUCCUCUAUGGAUUGUUUGGCUUCGCAGCAGAGGUGUGCUUCACUGCAACGUGGGAAGCUGUGGAGCAUGGAAAUCGGAAGCUGAUCGGCGUGACUUCCAUGUACAUUUUCUUUGUGUAUGGCUUGUCAAUUUUACUACUGGAGAAGCUUUACUUGAUCCUCAAGGAUAUAGUUCCACUUCCUCUACGUGCCGCAAUCUACGUUUUUGUAUGCUAUUUUUGGGAGUUCAGCACUGGCCUAUUCUUGAAGCGCUGGGAUGCCUGCCCAUGGGAUUACGAAAGUUAUUUCCACUAUCAUUUCAUGGGACUUAUUACUUUCGAAUAUAUUCCUGUAUGGUACAUAUCGUCGAUAGCUUGCGAGCGAUUCCUAAUUCGUUAUGCACUUCAGUCGGCUUGGUUUGUUACAGAGAUGAUCAGUACUGAGCCAGCUGCGAAAGAUAAUUGA